Prunus armeniaca (apricot) is the source of this 468-nucleotide messenger RNA. The record is from the annotation of a GenBank genome assembly. Lineage: Eukaryota; Viridiplantae; Streptophyta; Magnoliopsida; Rosales; Rosaceae.
AUGGUGGUGAGGAUCCGACUGGCAAGGUUCGGAUGCAAAAACAGGCCGUUCUAUCGGGUCAUGGCGGCCGAUAGCCGAUCUCCUAGAGACGGCAAGCACCUCGAAGUCUUGGGUUACUACAAUCCCUUGCCAGGCCAAGAUGGUGGUAAACGAAUGGGUCUAAACUUUGAAAGAGUGAAGUAUUGGCUAUCUGUUGGAGCUCAGCCCUCAGAUCCUGUGCAGCGCAUUCUUUUCAGAGCAGGGUUGCUACCUCCACCGCCAAUGGUGGCAAUGGGACGUAAGGGUGGGCCACGUGACACACGGCCUGUAGAUCCUUUGAGUGGAAGAAUUUUGAGUCCUGAGAAGCCAGCUAAUGGUGAUCAAGUGAAAGAUGCGGAAAGCACUGAAAAUGAUGGGCAACGGGGUUUGCAAGAAACAAUCUUACAUAUCGGAUUGCAGGAUAAGCAGCUUGGUGUCGGUCAAUUCUGA